This is a messenger RNA of Sporisorium graminicola, 2019 nucleotides long. RefSeq lists its product as uncharacterized. Bases 1 to 2019 code for a protein of 672 amino acids. The record is from RefSeq and is a predicted model, not a curated record. Lineage: Eukaryota; Fungi; Basidiomycota; Ustilaginomycetes; Ustilaginales; Ustilaginaceae. The transcript has a single exon.
AUGACUACAAACUUGCUCUCUUUGUUCCACAUCUUCGGCGCCCUCGUCCUGUGGAUGUCAGCGGUCAUCCACCUCCUUGUCCACCCGUUGAGCGUUCCUUCUUCUACGAUCACUAUCGUCCUCAUCAGCCUGGGAAGCGUGCUUCUCGUACAAGAGUUCUCGACUUCUUCAUCGCGAUGGUACCCUUCCCGACUUUCUCGACCGCAGCUGCUGAGCUCCUGUCUCGGACGAGCACUCUGCUUGCUCGUCUCGACAGCCGUCACGUUUGACCAGCUCACCGACCUUCCGUGCGACGUCCAGGUUGGCAGUUCACCAUACUCCACAUCCGCUGCCAAGUUUUCCGUCUCUUCUGGAGACGCCGCUCGCAACGUCACCACGGCAGGAAAGCUCUCGAAGCAAAAAGGGCCACCCGAGUUCGGAACCGCCUUCUACAUCUGCCGCUCUCUGGCACCGCAGUGUGUACCGAUCAACACGGUACCUGGCCAAAACACGGGGAGCACAGCGUGGGUCAACGUUUCAGUCAACAGUACGAGCCAGGUAAUGGUGCUCUCAGUGUGCGCCUUGACGCUGGCUGUUUCGGCCACGUACUUUGUGCUCGCACUGCUGCACCGGUCGGACAGAACCAGCGCUCCAGCGAGUAUGGGGCGUGGCAGGCUGAGGGGGCAGGAUGACGAUCCGGUGUCGUUGCGGUUUGUCGAGGUGCGAGCUGCGCGAGGCGAUUUGAAACCAAGCGGUUCCGAUUCGUCGGCUUGUCGUGUCAACUUCUACGCUAAUGGUCGAGGGUGCCGUUGUAAGCCGGUCGAUCUGUACGCUGAGCAGCUCGACGAGCCGGCGACGCGGUGUCCAUCUGUCGACAUCAGUCUUCGCGCCGCAAGCCCUCCCUCGCUCUGCCAGCUCAGAGGCCUUCCAACCAGCCACACGAUCGAGAGCAUGCUCAUUCCGUCCCAGGGUGCAGCUAGCAUGCCCGAUCAUGUAUUUCGCAUCGACAAGCUCGAGACUUCUCCACUGUCCACUCGGGCAGCAAGCGACAUCGCUCCACGUGUCACGAAAGACGUAAUGAGCUUGGAGGACCUGGAGGAGGCACAAGCCUUUGCAGCUGCACGAAGGGACAGGUAUGGGUACGAAGGCGGGUACGAUCGGACGGUGGAUUUUGCCUCAGGGUGCAUCAUGCACUAUCCGCUGUUUACCAAAAAGAAGAGAGAGCAGAGGUUGGCGGUGCCGAGCGAGACAUUUUCGACGUUGCUGCCUCCUGACUUUUCGAGGGGGUCCUUGGGCAGUGCGACAGGUCUAACGCCGAGGAAAACAGGCAAGAGCCGGGCGAGCGUUGCGUCGAGGACAACCGAGUGUCAGCCGCUGCAGUCGAGGGUGGGUGAUGGACAAGAGGCUGAUUGUGGACCACGUGCAGUGACGACCAAGUGCGCGAUGCAGCUGUCUGAAUCCACACUCCCCCCUUGGGAAGCAAAGGACGACAAAACACACUCAAUCGUCAUCUCAACAUCCGCGCCGGCGCUGCUCUCGCCCAGCGCUCUCGACCCACCCGACACCUGGUCCACCCACAAAAAGACACCACGCAGAACUAAGCACGCCCGCAAGCCGUCGCUCACUGUGGGCGACCAGACAGCCCGACGUCUAGGCACCGCCGAAUCUGCACGCUCCUUCCUCUCCACCAUGUCUAACCCAAUCUCGCGCCCGAGCACAGCCACCUCGACGAAAUCGGCCAACUCGUUCCGCCUGAUGCGUCGCCGCCGUGGCCUGUUUGCCACGCUCGACCUGCAGCUUGGAUCCAGAUUCAACGGGACGAGUCAGGAUGCGUCUGUGACUGCUGGACGCGGAGGAGGAGGUUCGUAUGACUCGCAGCGGUCGUGUAGCGCGGGCACGUUUGGUGACGGCGUCGCGGGUGAUGUCUCGCCUCUGUCGACACCGAAGGGGUUCACUGGUGCGAGUAGUUCUGCGCCCUGGUCUCCCUCGCACUUGGCACUGCCACCCCAGUCGGCAACGGCAAAGCCGUGCAUGCAAUGA